Messenger RNA from Talaromyces amestolkiae, 2115 nucleotides. RefSeq lists its product as uncharacterized. The coding region runs from base 1 to 2115 and encodes 704 amino acids. The transcript has 2 exons. The record is from RefSeq and is a predicted model, not a curated record. Lineage: Eukaryota; Fungi; Ascomycota; Eurotiomycetes; Eurotiales; Trichocomaceae. Gene Ontology annotation, biological process: sucrose catabolic process. Gene Ontology annotation, molecular function: sucrose alpha-glucosidase activity.
AUGAAAUCGAUGAAUUUCGGGAUGCUGUUGAAGGUGCUUCUUCUGGGAGCAUUUGUGUCCCAGGUUGAUGCAGCCCAAUCCAAAGAAUCAUACACGGAACUCUAUCGUCCUCAAUACCAUUACACUCCUGCACAGAACUGGAUGAACGACCCAAAUGGCCUUGUGUAUGCUGAUGGUACAUACCACAUGUAUUACCAGUACAAUCCAGGUGGCAAUACCUGGGGGGCGAUGUCCUGGGGCCAUGCCACCAGUGAUGAUCUCACCCAUUGGAAAGAAGAACCUGUCGCCCUCCUCGCGCGUGGAUACCCAAACAACAUUACUGAGAUGUUUUUCUCUGGAAGUGUGGUCAUCGACGAAUACAAUACCAGUGGUUUCGGCCGCAAGGGACAUCCGCCCUGGGUGGCUAUGUAUACUUCCUAUUAUCCGUCACAGCAGGUCUUGCCGAGUGGGAAGCAAGUUCGCGAUCAGCAGCAAGCACAGUCCAUUUCUUAUAGUUUGGAUCAUGGGGCAACAUGGACUACCUACGAUGAUGGCAAUCCUAUCAUCUUGGAUCCUCCUAGCCCAUACCAGGACCAGUAUCUUGACUUUCGGGAUCCAAAUAUUUUCUGGCAUCAACCUAUUGAAAAAUGGGUUGCUGUUAUCAGUCUUGCAAAAGUUCACAAGCUCCUCAUAUAUACAUCCUCAAAUCUCAAGCAAUGGAACAUGGAGAGUGAGUUUGGACCUUUUAACGCUGUUGGAGGUGUUUGGGAGUGUCCGAACCUUUUCCCGUUGCCUGUUGAUGGAGAUAAAUCAAAGGUUAAAUGGGCUGCCAUUGUCGGUGUUAAUCCUGGAGGCCCGCCUGGAACUGUGGGUUCGGGCAUACAAAACUUCGUAGGUGACUUCAAUGGGUCCAUAUUUACACCAGAUCCGAAGAGCAUACAUGAUGGGGGCCCCCCGGAUGGUAGUCUGAUAUUCGAAGAUUUUGAGGGAAACCGUUCCUUUGCCGAUCGCGGAUGGGUGGCUACUGGCGACUUCAUAGGGACAUCCCCCACGGCUGGUACUCUGCCAGGUCAGAACCCGGUGACAGGCUUCCUCGGAAAGCAGUUGGUCAACACAUUUUUGAAUGGGGAUUUGACUACAGGAACUCUGACAUCACCUCCUUUCAAUGUUUCGUAUAAGUACAUAAACUUUCUCGUCGGAGGAGGGGACAAUAUCAACCAAACUGCAAUUCGCCUCCAGAUCGAUGGUAGUAUUGUGCACGCUACAACUGGAUCCAAUAGUGAACAACUUACUUGGCAAAGCUGGGACGUCAGUGCCUUUCAAAACCAAAGUGCCGUGAUUGAGAUUAUUGACCUCGCCACGGGGGGCUGGGGCCAUAUCAAUGUUGACGAAAUCUCUUUUGCCAAUUCUCCAGCCACAAAUAACAACGCAAACUGGCUAGACUGGGGUCCAGACUUCUACGCUGCCCAAGGCUACAAUGGCCUGGCCCAGUAUCAACGGACGAUUAUCUCCUGGAUGAACAACUGGCAGUAUGGUGCUACCAUACCAACGAGCCCUUGGCGCAGUGCAAUGACCAUUCCUCGUCAGCUUUCUUUGAAAACAAUCGAUGAGAGUAUUGUUGUAGUUCAGCAGCCUGAAGAAAGCUGGAAGGCUAUCAGUCGGAGCAGGAGUGUAUUGACCUUACCUUCUGUGACUAAUAUUUACAAUCUCGGUGAUAUCGGGAAGGCAGUGGAAAUUCAGUUGACAUUCCCGAGCACGGAGGCAGCAAAUGGAAAAUCUGAGUUUGGAAUCACUGUUCGAGCCUCUGAAGAUUUCAGUGAGCAGACACGAAUAGGAUAUGAUUUCACAACUCAGCAAGUGUUCAUCGAUCGAACAAAAUCCGGGGAUAUCUCAUUUGACAGCACAUUUCCAAGUCUCUACUAUGCUCCUCUUUCCCCAAGUUUGAAUAACACUGUAAAAUUACAUAUUUUCGUGGAUUGGUCAAGCGUGGAGGUCUUCGGUGGACAAGGGGAAACCACGAUGACGGCCCAAAUCUUCCCCCCCGAAAAUGCCACAUAUGCGCAGCUUUUCUCUGAAGGUGGAAGUACCAACGAUGUGCAGAUUUGUAUAAGCGAGGUGCGUUCUACAUGGACAUAA